This is a messenger RNA of Rubroshorea leprosula, 1531 nucleotides long. The record is from the annotation of a GenBank genome assembly. NCBI's taxonomy places the organism in Eukaryota, Viridiplantae, Streptophyta, Magnoliopsida, Malvales, Dipterocarpaceae.
GAGAAGGCUAUGGCUAGAGUCAAGCCCUCAGGGCAGCCUAGUGGUGGGUCAUCCCUUGGGAAGAGGAAAUUUGAGGGGAGCCGUCGGUCCCUUUUCCUUGCACCACCUAGGUCUGAAAUCAGCAAGGGCUCUAGAUGGUCAGGAGCCACCAAGACAGCGAGUCAGGCAUCAUCGACCCCACGUGCUCGUCCUACUCAGCCUAUUUGCCAUGUUUGUGGGAAGGUCAGGCACACCCGGGAUCAAUGCCACAUUACUACUGGGGCUUGCUUCAAAUGUGGCAAGCAGGGACACCGGAUUGCAAAUUGUCCACUGCUAGACCCCAAGACUCAGGGCACUCAACCUACCUCUCCACAGGGUUCUACCAGUCAGGGGGCGCAGAAACAGAGUACUGGGGUUCGGACAAGAGCCCAGCAGGCGAGAGUGCAAGUGAUGACUCACAAGGAAGCUGCGGCUACCGACGUAAUCACGGGUACCUUGCCUGUUAACUCUAAUUAUGCGCAUGUUUUAUUUGAUUCGGGUGCAUCGCAUUCUUUUAUUGCUCGAUCCUAUGUUUUGAAACGAGCUUUGCCUGUUGAUAUCUCUGAUUGUGAACUGCACGUGGACACCCCUUUAGGAGGGGUGAUGACUACUAGGGAGGUGUGUAGGACUGUGGAUAUUUAUGUUGAUGGUAGACAGUUGAGUGCUAGUUUGUUUGUUUUAGACAUCUCCGACUUUGAUAUCAUUUUGGGGAUGGAUUGGCUGUCUAAGCACUUUGCCUCUAUAGACUGUCAUCGGAAAUGGGUAAAUUUUAAUAUUCCUGGUGAGCCAGAAUUUAGUUUUCAAGGCAGUGGUUCUUUUGCUCUACCCGUGUUAGUAUCUGCCUUGCAGGCUCAGAAAUAUCUUGUAAAUGGUUGCCAGGGCUUCCUAGUCUCUGUUACUGACUAGAAGACAUACCGGUGGUGCAUGAGUUUCCGGAUGUAUUUCCGGAGGAUCUCCCAGGUUUAAUUAAAUACCUAGGAUUUGUUUUGGAUUUGGCUAGCCAAUGGAUCUUAGAACCAUGGUGAGACGAGUGAUGGGGUUAGACAAGGGACGAUUUUGAUUGUAAAUGUUGGUGAAAUUGAUCUAGUUCUGGAACUUUUAGUUUGGAUGAUAAACUGAGAUGAUAAUGAUAAAUCUGGAAUUUGUGUUUGGGGAUUUUAAAUGCUCUGUUGAUAAAAGUUCUUGCAAAAUUGAUUGACUUAGUUUUAUGGUUCCUUGUGUCAUUGUAUCUUCCGAUGAGGUAUUGUGCUUAGGCUCAAAUCUGUUUUGCGUUUAGGCUUAGAGUUUUGGUUCCCUUUAGUUUUUGGAGUGGUUGAUGAUUUUAGUGUCUGUGUGAAUCUGCUUGUAAGCUUCUGUUUUAGAUUUAAAAUAAGUUAUUUUGCAUUCGUAAUGGUAAUUAAAUUGGUUCGUUUCUCGUGUUUCGAUCGUAUGACUGGUUCAAUAUAUCCGUUGAUAUUGAUAAUUUUUGCAUGGAUAACUGGGUUUGCCUGUGUAAUGAACUUAGUGGUGAAGC